AACAGCAGUGUUCAAUUGCUCUUGAGACGUACCGCACGCGUUCGAUUAAUUUUAUUUAGUCUCGUCGUGUUUGAGAUCGUGCUUAAAGUUCGCUGCUCAACAAUCAAAUUCUCGAAGUGUUGAGUGAAUUUCUUUCCAGAAAUUUUAAAUUUAAGAAACGGACUGACAUCAGUAUUAUCAAUAUCAAAAUGGGGUAGUGAAAUAUGUGUAUAAUCAAAAACAAAAUAAAAUAUACAUAAAAACUCUAGUAUACAAAUAUUCCGUUGUGAUUCAGUGGUGCUUUUGGGGAGUGCAAUUAACUAAUCCGGCAGUCAUGUAUUCCAUGAACUAUAUCGGCAAGUUUAUCGCGAAGUUCUACAGUGAAAUCAAUGGUGCUACACUUACCGGUGCUAUCGAUGUGGUGGUGGUGGAACAGCCCGAUGGCAGCUUCACCUGUUCGCCGUUCCACGUGCGCUUCGGAAAGCUGGGUGUGCUGCGUUCCAGGUUUAAAGUGGUUGACUUAGAGCUGAAUGGAGAGCCACUGAACAUUCACAUGAAGCUGGGGGAAUCGGGUGAAGCGUUCUUUGUGGAAGAAGUCGGGGAGGAUGAAGCGGAAUGUGCUGCCCACCUCGCCACUUCGCCGAUACCCGCCACGCGAUUUGAUAAUCUGUACGAACCCCGGCGACGUAACUCGCUCUCCGCCGUGGAACCUGAUCAUGGACAAGCUUCCGACUACACUAAGAGAAGAUAUACUGCAGACGGGAAGUCUAUGCAAAAACCGGACCUAAGCAAAUUAGGUAAAAACAAGAAAGAGGACAAAAAAACAGUUGACGAUCAUGACAAUGAGGCUUUAUUUGAAAUGGACGGCUUAAACGAAGGCUCGUCUGAUUGGACUGAUUCAAAACCAAAGACAUUCGCGGCCACGAAACUAGGCUCAGCUGAGAGCGAGGCAAAUCAAACUGUUCAGAAGAUUAGCGAGCAUAAUGAUUUCCGACCAAUUGAUGCUGCACCCAGCCACGAAGACCUCAAACCAAAUAAUGGUAACGGUAAAAAGAAGAAGAAAACAAGAAAAGUCAGCUCGAAGAAGAAGCACCAAAGAAAGUCAUCGACCAGUUCGAUUUCUAGUCAAUCUGAUAUCCCCAGCUCUGAGCAACGCGGUUCGCAGCCGACGUCCAUUCCGAAUACGACUGAUAUAAAUUUCUAUAGCGACACUGAAGCUGUGACAGGUUGUCUUAGUAAGGGGUCUCGUCAUGGAACACCAGUCCAAUCAGAUACGGAAAUGGAGUUACAAAGGGCUGCAAAUGGUGACAAGUCGUCUCAGUCCUGGCGAUGGGGCGAACUGCCGGAGCCCCCGAUCAGAAACGUGCAGGCCGAGUGCCCUGAGACCCCAGUGUCUCCCACGUCCCCGACGGAGCCCGCGUCCCCAACGGAGCCCUUAAGUUCUGAUGAGGAAAGGACGGAACGCCGUGGAGUUUUAAGUGGCAUGUUCCGGUUUAUGUCCACGCGGGAAGCCGCUGAUACUGCGCCCGGGGGCGUCUACCUCGAUGACCUGGAUCGCGGUCAAGUCGAUCCCGAUUUAUACUUUCCGAAACACCACGCAGAUCGCUAUCGGACAGUUGGUGGUAACGUUGGCAUACCAAGCGGUCCUACGGAAGAAGAGUACGAGUCUGGCAAUGGACCGUCGCUGCCACAGUCGCCCAAUUCACCGGCUUCACUCGACGCGCCCACCCUCGACUCUGAUGAUGACGAGAAACUACUUGCCAAGGGCCAGGUUUCGGUAAUGGCGCGUGAUGGUGCGGUUUCGCGAGCGCUCAGCUACGAAGAGUUUUGCAUGCAAGGCGCCGCGUUGGCUAGUACGGGGCAGCUAGAAGUGCGGCUGGGAACACGUUGUAUGCCGUGGCGUAGUGCUGGACCGCUGCUGCUAUCAUUGCUGGCCUACAGGCGCCCGCUACCUAACCGAGUGCUCGAAGACCUAGAGAAAGGUGAAAAAGGUGAAGAGUCGGUGAGCAGCCGCGGCGCUGACGAGGCCAAGCCGCGCUCUUACUCGUGGUGGUACUGGCGACGAUCCAACACAGACAAAAGGUCAGAGUCGUCACAGCCCAAAGAUGAAAUUCAAGAUGUGAGCGCACCACACAGUGAUACAGCGAAAAGUAUAACCCCAAAAACUGAUUCAAUCGAUGAAGAUCAGCUAGAUCACUGGACUGAGGAAAAAGGCGACAAAAUUGAGGAAGCAAAAGAAAUGACGAACCUCCAUGAAGCCAUCAUAGUUGAAGAAGUAAUGGAAAUUGGUGAAACCUCGCCAAUUAUUCCUACUCGCGAAGUAUCCGUGCGUCAUGAUCAGAGUUCGUCAGAUUCGGAACACGAGACUCAUAACACGAGGUCAUCACGACGGCAGUCCACCUUCCGGAAGACCCUGCGUCUCUCUUCUGAUCAAAUUAAAAAGCUGAAUUUACGCGAGGGCAUGAACGAGAUGGUGUUCAGCGUGACCACUGCGUACCAGGGCACCACGCGUUGCAAGUGCAACGUGUUCCGUUGGCGGUACGAUGACAAGGUGGUCAUCUCCGACAUCGACGGCACCAUCACCAAGUCGGACGUGCUGGGCCACAUCUUUCCACUCGUCGGCAAGGACUGGGCGCAGUCGGGAGUUGCGCAACUUUUCACCAAGAUCAAGAACAACGGCUACCAGUUGCUCUAUCUAUCGGCGCGUGCCAUCGGACAAGCUAGGGUGACCCGAGAAUAUCUACGCUCUAUUAAGCAAGGGGAAGUUUGUUUACCGGACGGACCACUGCUGCUGAACCCCACGUCCCUUCUGCGCGCCUUCCAUCGAGAGGUCAUCGAGAAGAAGCCAGAGGAAUUCAAGAUCCAGUGCCUUGCCGAUAUCAAAGCAUUGUUCCCAACGGGCUCAAACCCUUUCUACGCGGGAUAUGGCAAUCGAGUCAAUGAUGUUUGCGCGUACCAAGCCGUCGGCAUUCCCAUCGUGAGAAUAUUCACGAUAAACUACAAGGGUGAACUCAAGCACGAGCUGACCCAGACAUUCCAGUCGACGUACUCGCAUAUGUCGGUGCUGGUGGACCAGGUGUUCCCGCCGGCGCAGUGCGAGCCCAGUGACGAGUUCUCGCAGAGCGUGUACUGGCGUGAGCCGCUGCCGUGCCUCGAACUGCCGGCCCGUGCGCCGCCCGCACCGCACUAAACACCCAUACGCAAUACCGUAUACACAGGAUGCUAGGUCUCCAACCGGUCAUAUACAAAACGCGAAAUCUAUAUGGUUUAACGUAAGCUUCGUAUUUAAAAGAUCUAUAAGUCGUGCGCAUUACAUAGCCUAAAGGUAGCGAGACAAAAAUCAUCACUAUUGAGUGAGUGAAUUAAUCAAACUGCAUGUUGUAAUAAAACACCACAAUACCGGUAACUAGUAAUUUUUAAAAUGGUCAAAUUUAUUUCGCUCUAGCUUCCCCACUACGUAAAUUAAAAGUUCUUCCUGUAACCUCGCAAAGUAACUUACCUGGCUUUUUUUUUUUUUUCAUAUGACGUUAUAUACUCUGGGUAAAAUCUUCUACGAUACUAUUAUCGUACGGUACUAUAAUUAAUUAUAUGUGAAUUAUUAAAUCCCCCAAAAAUGAUAAAGAUUAGGUGGUGGUAGUUGUGAAUGUGAAUAAAGUAGUGAAUGUAACAAAUAAACAAUUCCAUUAUGUAGUGCUUCUAACAUUUCGUAGUGUUUGUGAGUGGCUAAAUUGGGAUGUAGUGGUAUUCUUAGGCUUAGCAGAAAAUACACUGUAAGCUUAUGGCCACAAUUUAUUUAAAAAGUUGAAUUUCAUUUGCACGAGCGUAGUCACGCAAAAGCUACUGUUCUCAGUCUGUAUCUGUUAGUUGAGCAUCGUUGUAGAGGGCACAUCCUUUGCCGAGUAGAGUUAAUGUAUAAGUAGCGUCACGUAAGAAGAGCGCUGAUGGAAUAACUGUGCACUCGACGAUUUAUUAAAUUGCGAAUGAUUGCAUCUCUCCUAUUUUGUUUAAUGUAUUCCUAAUAUUGUAAUUUUUACACUAAAUACAUUGAAAAGUAUUCACGCAUUUUUAUCUGUGCACUUGUGCCUGCCCAACGGUCGACCAUUAAACUUCAGCUUCAUAUACAGUCUUAAGUCGUUUCAGUGAUUUUUCGACAUAGCGUAGUACAGACAUCCAAAAACGUGCCGCUUGGCAUAGAGGCUGCUAAAAAUGUUUACUGAAAUAGCAACUCUCAUAAUUUACACAUAAUUGCAUCAAUUGGCGCAGAUAAACCGCCAGGGCUCUUUUUAUGUGACGCGACGUAUUUUUCGAUAUUUUACAUAAUAGUCGUCGACAUUAUGAGCAGGUUAUUGAACAUGCUGUGAUAUAGUGAUCUCAAGUUCACAUCUAUAUCACGAUGGGAUAGUUGCCAUUACCGACAUGACAUGAUCAUAGUGAUAGCUAAUAUUAUCCUCGUAAUUUUCGUUUGUAAUGUAUACAAAUAUUACCAUUAUUAUAUUGUGUCCACACUUUUCUAUAGUUCAUGGCUUAUCUGUUUUAAAAUGCAAACUACCUACUCAUAACAUUUAAGUUCGAAAUCUAUUUUUAAAAUAUAAAAAAGACAACCUGUUUUUCAGUUAACAUUUCAAGACAAGAAAUGAACUUUACUUGGGUUUCCCACUAUCAUUAGAAAUCCAACUCUUUCUUUCAACUGAACUGAGACUGAAAUAUUACAGUAUCAUUGGUAUUAGAUUACUUUUCGAGUGUCGAAACAACAUGAAUGAGGGCGUAAAAUGGACCUAAUGAUCUUCGCUUUAAAGUAAACUUUUUUGAACUGGUGUUUUAUUCUACAAAAAUCCGCUAUGAAACGAACGGAAAAGCUUAAGUUCUAAGAUGAAUAUGGCCCACUUUACUCUAUCUACUUCGACUCACUUUACAAUCUUUCGAUACUGGAAUAGGAUUCUAUCCUACUUAUUAAUGAAAGGUAGCGUAGCGUCAGAAUAGUAACGCAGUGUUUUAAAACAUUAUAACUACUUUAAUCCUACACCACUUCUGACAGCGUCUACAUGGUUUGCAUUAGAAAUACCCAUAUUGUACUACUACAAGUGGUUGGGAUAAGCUUCUUCUGCAAAACGGCAAUUUUGCAGCUGAUGGGUUUUAAUGCUCAAAUCUCUUUGGAUCUAUCUUGCAGGAUAUUGUAUGAUAAUGAUCACAUCCUUUUUUUAAAUAGUAUAAGUUUUUUUAUGUCUCAUUUCAGUGGAAACACACCAUUAGUUAACUAAGUGGAGUGCAGCAUUAGGUUUUAUUCAAAUAGUUACAAACUAUAAUCUAAGGUUAGUUUUAAGUUACUUCAUAAAACAGCUGGAUGUAAUAUUUUUUUCUGGUUUCAAAGACUGUCAUUUCGUAGUUGCGAUAACCUAAGAAUAUAUUUUGCUGAUUGUGAGGUCAGAUGAAAAGCAAUGCUUUACUAUUGUACUGUGAUUAUUUGUUUUCUAUGUAAGUUAAUUUUAUUAGAAAAAAACAUACAGAAUUAUACUAUAUUCAGUCCCUAAAAGGCAAGGCCUUUGCUAGGUGAUAAUUUUUAUUUUUGUAUAAAUUUGUUUUUAAUUAGAAUGCUUAUUAGUUAGAUGUAU
Messenger RNA from Pararge aegeria (speckled wood butterfly), 5588 nucleotides. RefSeq names its product phosphatidate phosphatase LPIN3 (gene Lpin). Lineage: Eukaryota; Metazoa; Arthropoda; Insecta; Lepidoptera; Nymphalidae. The record is from RefSeq and is a predicted model, not a curated record. Gene Ontology annotation, molecular function: phosphatidate phosphatase activity; transcription coactivator activity. Gene Ontology annotation, cellular component: nucleus. Gene Ontology annotation, biological process: triglyceride biosynthetic process; fatty acid catabolic process; positive regulation of transcription by RNA polymerase II. The transcript has 16 exons. Bases 314 to 3169 code for a protein of 951 amino acids.